ACUAAACAUAGCCUUAAUACGGCGGAUUAUCUUGCGGAAAUAUUGUACACGGACACUUGACGUUAAGGACAAUAAAAAUGACUUUUAAAUCCGUCACGUUCAAGUGCACUUUGCUGGUGGCAUUGGCGUUCGUCGGCUGCACACUCGCUCGUCCCGAGGUUCCGACGUCUGCAGAGUCAGCGGUGCAGUCAACACUGUCGGUGGACAAUGUGCAGCAGAUCCAAGCGACGCUCAGAGAAGCCCUUCCGCUGUACAGGAUGGCCACGAGGUCGGCGCACAAGGAACAUGGCCAUCACGGGAAACUGUCGGUCGUCCAUCUGAUAUUGAUCAUCGGCAAAGUGCUAGCGCCACUCGUGGGCGCCAUCAUCGAACCGCUGCUCGUCAACGUGGCCAAAGGCAUCACAUGGGCGAUCACGUACUCAUUGGCAACUGGAUUCGACAAGCCGCCAAGUUACGAGCACUUUGUACCAGCGUUGGAACACCACAGCGAUGGCAGCGACGAUGACGACGGUGAUACAGAAUACGAAUCACACAAGCCAGUCAGUUAUUCGCUGAAAGAGCUCCCUGGACUGGCGCUACAGCUGACUAGCACCGUGCUGGCCGAGUCCGGGGUGAGUCAACCGGCACAGCAAGCCGAGGCCAUGGAAAAGGCCGAAAGGAAGCUCGUGGGCCUACUGCUGCAAGACAAUAAACCACCAGCGACACAUUGA
Rhopalosiphum maidis (corn leaf aphid) is the source of this 710-nucleotide messenger RNA. RefSeq lists its product as uncharacterized. Lineage: Eukaryota; Metazoa; Arthropoda; Insecta; Hemiptera; Aphididae. The transcript has 3 exons. Bases 78 to 710 code for a protein of 210 amino acids. The record is from RefSeq and is a predicted model, not a curated record.